This is a messenger RNA of Penicillium antarcticum, 1377 nucleotides long. Its product is annotated as beta-ketoacyl [acyl carrier protein] synthase domain-containing protein. Bases 1 to 1377 code for a protein of 458 amino acids. The transcript has 6 exons. Gene Ontology annotation, biological process: secondary metabolite biosynthetic process; fatty acid biosynthetic process. Gene Ontology annotation, molecular function: fatty acid synthase activity; 3-oxoacyl-[acyl-carrier-protein] synthase activity. Lineage: Eukaryota; Fungi; Ascomycota; Eurotiomycetes; Eurotiales; Aspergillaceae. The record is from RefSeq and is a predicted model, not a curated record.
AUGGCUCCAAUUCCCAACCCUGACACAACUCAACCAGGCGACUCCCCCAGAACCAACGGAGCUACCAUGAAUGGCAGAGAAUUGCCACGGCAACAUGCACCCUCAAUUCCUAUUGCGAUUGUUGGCAUGGCUUGCCGCUUCAGUGGGAACGUCAGGAACCCUUCCCAAUUGUGGGAACUCUGCGCAAAUGGGAAGGAUGGCUGGUCUCCCAUCCCUGAUUCGCGCUUUGAUGUGAAGUCGCUGUACCAUCCAGAUAAUUCAAAAGCUGGCAGAAGCCAUGUUAUUGGUGGUUACUUUCUGGACGAUGAUAUCGCUUGCUUUGAUGCCGCCUUUUUCAAUUUAGCGUCAGAUGUCGCUAGUGGUCUUGACCCUCAAGCCAGAUUGUUGCUCGAGACUGUCUACGAAGCAACAGAAGAUGCUGGCAUCCCUUUGGACAAGCUCGCUGGCACCAAUACAUCGGUCUAUACAGGAACAUUCAACAAAGAUUACCAUGAAAUCCAGACCAAGGAUGCCGAGGUUUUGACCCGCUCCUUUCUCGCCGGCACAGGCACCGCAAUGCUCUCCAACCGCGUCUCGCACUUCUUUGAUUUGCAAGGACCAAGUCUUUCUAUCGACACGGGCUGUUCGUCGGGCUUGGUGGCAGUUCACCAAGCAUGUCAAAGCAUUCGCACUGGAGAGAGUAACAUUUCAAUCGUCGGUGCUUCUAGUACACUCCUGAGUCAAGAUGCCUUCAUUUCGGCAUCCACUAUUGGUGCCAUUGGCUCCGAAGGUAAAUGCUUCGCCUGGGACAAACGUGCUGCCGGUUACGGCCGUGGCGAGGGUGUAGCGACACUCAUCCUCAAACCUUUGGAUGCCGCGCUGCUCGCUGGUGACCAAAUCCAUGCUGUCAUCAAGGACAGCGGGGUCAAUCAAGACGGGAAGACGACCACAAUUACCUCCCCAUCUGCCGACGCCCAGGUCAAAUUGAUUGAACAAUGCUACCGUCGUGCAGGGCUUGAUAUCUCUCAGACUGGCUACGUGGAGGCGCACAUGACCGGCACAGCAGCUGGGGAUCCCAUUGAGGCCGAGGCAAUUGGGAGAACCUUUGGAAAAGCUCGCCAGGCAAGUGACAAGGUACGGGUUGGCUCUGUGAAGACAAAUGUUGGCCACACCGAGCCCGUCAGUGGGCUUGCAGCCGUCAUCAAGACUACCUUUGCGUUGAAAACAGCGUCGAUCCCUCCAAACCUCAACUAUGAGACUCCGAAUUCAAGCAUUGACCUUGAUAAGGGCCAUUUGGAGGUGCCGACACGAUUGAUGCCAUGGCCGGAAGACAAGAUCCUUCGCGCUUCAAUCAACAACUUUGGCAAUUCAUCACACGAAUGGACAGUCGGCACCUGA